CCUGCCUGCCGAACGGAACCCUCCGCUCCGGCGGCUGCGAGCCCCGGGGAUAGGGACCCUGAGAAGGAUUGAAGACGGGCCAGUGGGGUCUCAAGAAGGAGCUCGACCAGCAGACUCACCACCCGGUCAGGAAACCGCUCCUCGUACAUGUUUCGCAGGUUUCUGUCUCUUCUGUAGGUCACUGUGAAAGAGCACAGGUUUCAUGGCCACAGACAGAGCUGCACUCGGUACGAGGAAACACCUGAAGCGCCCAGCUCACAUUCAGCGCUCCUGUCCUCAGUCAACGACACCGGUGCACUCACUUGCUUGCACGGCCUCUUCGCACGGACGCGCCUCGUCGGAAGGACAGAAGAGGCUUUCACACCUUCUUCUGACGGGAGCAGGACCAGGUGUCCGGAGCGGCGUCAAACCCACUGAAGCCUCGGACGAGAAACCGACACGAAGGCAGAGAGAUAGCAACUAAUGAGGGGGCACCGCUUGAACUAGUCUCUUCGUGACUUUCGGUUCAAACACGUGGCGCAUUUCAACACACACACACACACCAGACGCAGACCGAGCACCGCGGGUGUUCGUUAGCUUAGCUUUAGCUCUUGUGCUGAGCCCGGCGUGACGCGAGCAGCAGCGGAGCACAGCGCAGUGCAUUGUGGGAAGUGUGAAACGACGACACGGAUCGCCAUCCACAGGAGGGCCGUCUGGAGACGCACGUCAGGUUGGUCGUGGUUGAAAUGCGCCUGUUUUUCGACUGAUUCGUAAGAGUGGUGAAUGAGCCAGGGACGCUCACCUGCAUCCCAUCCAGUAGGCGGCGGUAAAGCUGCCGCCCGCCAAGACACUUGCUCACCACCAGGAGGAGGACAUGGCGAGCGUCGCCGCCUAGCCUUCUGUCGACAGCUGAGGGCUGAGUUUCUCUGGCCGUGUGUUGCAGGAGCGGCGUGUUUCAGGCCUCAGAAUGAGCGGCGGUUUGGCUCCGAGUAAAAGCACCGUCUAUGUUUCCAACCUGCCUUUCUCCCUCACCAACAACGACCUGCACAAGCUCUUCACCAAAUAUGGACAAGUUGUCAAGGUCACUAUUGUCAAGGACAAACACACGCACCGCAGCAGAGGCGUGGCGUUCGUGCUGUUCCUGGAGAAAGAGUCCGCACACGCCUGCGCUCGGGCCGUCAACAACAAGCAGUUGUUUGGCAGGACGGUGAAAGCCAGCAUAGCCAUCGACAACGGACGGGCUGCCGAGUUCAUCAGGAGGAGGAACUACACGGACAAAUCCAAGUGUUACGAGUGCGGGGUGAGUGAGCGACAGACCGCGCGUCCUGCCGCGGUGCCUGACUGGCCGUCAACACUACAGGAGACGGGACAUCUGAGCUACGCCUGCCCCAACAACAUGCUCGGCGAGAGAGAGCAGCCCAAGAAGAAGGACAAGAAAAAGAGGAAGAAGAGUCAGCAGGCAGAUCAAGUCGAAGAAGAGGAGGACAGUGAGGCGGAAGGAGAGGAUCCGGCGCUGGACAGUUUGAGUCAAGCCAUUGCUUUUCAAGUGAGUGGGAAAAGUGGAUUCCUAGCUGGUUCCGGUCGGAUGUUUGCGCCAGUGAGUGUGGUGUGUUUCUGUAGCAAGCUCGAAUCGAGGAAGAGGAGGAUAGAAGAAGGAAGACUGCAGUCGCGUCUCAGGCUGAAGGUGGCCCAUCCUCGUCCUCGUCUUCAGACCCCAGGAAACCCAGGAUCAAAAAGAGCGCAUACUUCAGCGAUGAAGAGGAAGUCAGCGACUAAAGGAAAUAUGAACCCGCCCCUUUUUUGAAGUUGGACUGCAUUCUGCUUAUACAGGGGAUUUUUCCACUGUUGAACCAGGACCACAAGUGUUUUCUAAUAAAAUGUGUGACUGAUCCAAAGUACAAAGAGACUCCCAAAUGACGUAGUGU
This is a messenger RNA of Synchiropus splendidus (mandarinfish), 1904 nucleotides long. It is a transcript of the gene zcrb1, whose product is annotated as zinc finger CCHC-type and RNA binding motif 1. The transcript is spliced from 5 exons. Gene Ontology annotation, molecular function: zinc ion binding; RNA binding. Gene Ontology annotation, biological process: mRNA splicing, via spliceosome. Gene Ontology annotation, cellular component: U12-type spliceosomal complex. Lineage: Eukaryota; Metazoa; Chordata; Actinopteri; Syngnathiformes; Callionymidae. The coding region runs from base 947 to 1783 and encodes 278 amino acids. The record is from RefSeq and is a predicted model, not a curated record.